AUGUCCUCCAUGCUCGGCCUCUCGCCCAGCACAGCUGGCGUGACGCUAUUGGCGCUGGGGAACGGAGCGCCUGACGUGUUUUCAUCUCUAGCGGCGAUCGUUGGGGGAAACCCGAAAGUGGGGCUUGGAGCAGUAGUUAGUGCAGGCGCAUUCGUCACGUGUUUCGUGGUGGGCUGUGUGGCAGUUGCAGCUGCACCCUUCCCCGUGCGGCCACGUCCCUUCCUGCGUGACUCGUGCCUCUUUGCAACAGGCGUGCUGCUACUGCUCCUCAUAUACCUCUCAGGCCACGUGUACCUCUGGCAGGCAGCCGGCCUCGUAGCCUUUUAUAUCUGCUUCGUGGCCGUGGCUAUCGUGUCGAAUGUGUGGGAGCCGCCAGACCCAAUCCAUCCACAUGCCCAUGGUCAUGCACACGGUCAUGCCCAUUCGCCCAUGGAGGAUAAAAAAAGCACUGCCAUCACACAUGACACCCCUGUGACGCGAUACAAGAGUCAUUUGGUGCAACAGCCGGGAGGUGACACGGAUGAUGAGCCUCCGCAUCAGCAUCAGCAUCAGCAGCAGAAUGUGCAGCAUCUCCCCCAGCAGCAGCCAUUGCUGCCAUUGUUCCGAUCCUCAUCGCCUCUCGCUCACCACCACCACGGCAUUCGCAAGCCACCUCAGCAUGUCCUUGUGCAUGUCUCUCGAUUCUGGCGUCCGGCCCUCUGGACCCUCACCUCCUGGCUUGAAAAGCUGCGAGCGUGCCUGCACGCCGUCUUUGACCCGCUGCGCCUGGCCACCAUCCCAUCCAUCGACCCCUCUGCAUGGGACAUCCGAUACGCCACUGCCAACGUCUCCGUUCAUUCGUGCUCAUUCAAAGCUCCCUCUGCGCUGCAGCUUACCUCCUCGCCACCCGAGCCUCAAGCCCCAUAG
Molecule: messenger RNA, 906 nt
Organism: Closterium sp. Naga37s-1
Lineage: Eukaryota; Viridiplantae; Streptophyta; Zygnematophyceae; Desmidiales; Closteriaceae
Source: the annotation of a GenBank genome assembly